This is a messenger RNA of Fraxinus pennsylvanica, 342 nucleotides long. The record is from the annotation of a GenBank genome assembly. NCBI's taxonomy places the organism in Eukaryota, Viridiplantae, Streptophyta, Magnoliopsida, Lamiales, Oleaceae.
AUGUUAUCUUGUGUAUUUCUUCGAGGUGCUGCUCCUGAGAACAUCCCCAUUACUGACCUUAAAGCACCCGAUAUCUCAUCGGGAAUUUCACCACCAUCAGCGUUACCACCUAUUCUGAUUCCCGGCUGGUUAGGUGCAUCAGGCUCACCAUCAUGUUCAGGCUUGGUAGCCAUAUUAGUAAACAUGCUUGUGAUAUCGUCAGGAAGGCCAUCAAUAUUAAAUGGCAUGGAUGUAAAUGGUGGUGGUGGGCAGGACCCCUCAACCCACCUCCUGAUCCGUGAGAAUUCUCAUAGCUUGAACCCUGCCCAUGAAAAAGGAUCACGGAAGUUUUUAAGUGAUUGA